This is a messenger RNA of Phaeoacremonium minimum UCRPA7, 339 nucleotides long. RefSeq lists its product as hypothetical. Bases 1 to 339 code for a protein of 112 amino acids. The transcript is spliced from 2 exons. The record is from RefSeq and is a predicted model, not a curated record. NCBI's taxonomy places the organism in Eukaryota, Fungi, Ascomycota, Sordariomycetes, Togniniales, Togniniaceae.
AUGGACGAUCCAGGGUGGUCUUGGCCCUUCUGGAAAUUCGGCUUGAAGAAGGACGACCUCUUCUCCUCGCUGCACGACCAGUACAACACUUUUCCCUCCUCCAUCCAAGAUCCCGAGGCCUUCCACCACGACGUCUACGAGAUCUCGACCGAAGCCUCCUCCUCCGAUGAGUUUCACCGUCUCAUGGCAGAGCGCAAGUCCCAGCGCCUGCACGAACUGAACGACCUGCUGGAGUCGGCGAGUCUUGAGAUCAUAGCCAACCCUGCUCUCAUUGGAACUACCCAGUGGCAGCACGCUCUGCAGCUAUUUAGAACCAAGUCGCUCGACUCGCUCCAGUAG